Molecule: messenger RNA, 384 nt
Organism: Nezara viridula (southern green stink bug)
Lineage: Eukaryota; Metazoa; Arthropoda; Insecta; Hemiptera; Pentatomidae
Source: the annotation of a GenBank genome assembly
AUGCUGUUACACCUGCUAAACCAACAGGGGACGGAUAAUGACAGCUAUGCAGGAACUAGCGGAGGCGGUGUGAGAACCAAGCUAGGACGUGACCUGGACACAAUACUGAGACUAAUCAGCCAUUCCAGGACAGGAGUGUCUUCAACGUCUUCAGGGGCCUUCUUGUUUGUUUUACCGCCGGCAACAAUGGGCUGCCAUGCCAACUCCCACUCAUCAGUAUUGUUUCAAUUUGCUAUCGUACCGCUUGCAGUAAGAGCCUGCUCUCCCAAACGUCGAACCUUCGCAAAUUCCUCCCUGGAUGAUUUAGCACCAACACGUGUGGUCCUGGCAGCCUCUGGGUCUCAUAUAGUUGACAUUGAUUUGUCACCUCGUUUUCGCUUUUAA